GACGCACGAAGGUCAGCGGCUUUUACCGACAAACUGCGCCUUUUUCUCUCUGACGGACAAAGAGAGAACAAGUUUCCAAAAAAUAAGCAAAAGAAUUUGGUUCUGUUCCGUCCGCGCACAGAACCGAGUGCGUUCCGGCUUUAUUUUUUUUUUCAUUGAAUCCUAGAAAUUAGUUAUAAAAUUGUAAUUUGUCACUUUAAAUAGAAUUUUUCGGUUUGCGCACAGCCGCCGCGGAUCUUUGAGGAUUUGUGUGAUUUUUGCGUUCAGGUUUGUGUGGACACGGAGAACCGGACCGGGACCAGAGGGGGCACAACCUCAUCCAGGGAUGGCGGCGGUCUUACCGAGGACCCUGGGGGAGCUGCAGCUCUACCGGAUCCUGCAGCGGGCCAACCUGCUCUACUACUACGAAGCCUUUAUCCAGCAGGGCGGCGAUGAUGUGCAGCAGUUAUGUGAAGCCGGGGAGGAGGAGUUCCUGGAGAUCAUGGCCCUUGUGGGCAUGGCCAGCAAACCACUGCAUGUGCGCCGCCUCCAGAAGGCGCUGCGUGACUGGGUGACUAACCCGGCGAUCUUCAACCAGCCACUCACCUCACUGCCCGUGUGCAGCAUUCCCGUCUACAAGCUGCCCGAGGGCUCACCCACGCUGCUCACUGCUCAGGACCGCGCCAAUACCGCCAGUGUCAAGAUACCCAAAGCCAUUGCGGCAGCAUGUUCUGACCCGGGGAAGCUGGAGGUGGCGCGGGACAAAGUAUCCGCCGGGUCACCUCUGCAAGGCAGCAGCGAGGCUCGUUUCUGGUCGGGCCACAGCAACGACAGUGAGCACAGCCUGUCGCCCUCUGAACUCGGCUCCCCCUCCUCGCCUCGAGACGGGCUGGAGGCUCUGGACACGGCGGCUGUGCAGUCCGUUCUGGAGUGCGUGGACAGGAUGGCGCCGAGUCUUCCAAAGACAGACCUGGCUGAGGUGAAAGAGCAGCUGAAGACCAACAAGAAACUGGCCAAAAUGAUCAGUCACAUCUUUGAAAUGAGUGACGAUGACCCACGGAGGGAGGAGGAGAUUCGCAAAUACAGCGCCAUCUAUGGGCGAUUUGAUUCAAAGAGGCGGGACGGCAAACACCUGACACUUCACGAGCUGACGGUAAACGAGGCGGCGGCCCAGCUGUGUAUGAGGGACGUGGCUUUGCUGACCCGCCGAGACGAGCUCUUUGGACUCGCUCGCCAGAUUUCCAGAGAGGUCACCUACAAAUACACGUACCGCACCAGCAAGUCUCGCUGUGGAGACAGGGACGAGCCAUCUCCAAAACGGAUUAAAACUGAGGAGAACUUCUUUGACAUCCAGGAGGCGCUGCAGGCCAUCCACAUGCGGCAGGAGAUGCUGAGGGAGCAGCUGGCCUGCGCCAAGUCUAAAGGAGAGGAAACCGUCGGGCGCAACCUGCAGAUGCAGCUGGAGCGUCUGCUGGCGAGGCAGAUGGAGAUUCUGCAGGACGCCGCCGUCCAGGAGCGGCUCCACGCUCUGGACUGGAGGAUCCCACCCGCCGCUUUAAAGUACCUCAGUGAUGUUCAGAACACCAACGGAACCACCAGCAACGCCGGCAGAGACCAUCACGAAGAACGACCAAUCAACCUGCGAGUUGUCAGUCAGACCAUGCAAGAAGGUGAACUCCCAUUGGGCAAGCAGCUAGCCAAUGAACUGAAGCGUCAUCACAACCACAACAACAACCACAACAACAACAACACAGAGGAGACCAAAACACCAGCAACAGAAAAUGGGACGUCGCAGAGGUCGCCUAAUAAUGUAGAAAAGAAAACCAUCAAGUCAGAGCCGGAAGAUUCCACAUAGUGCCUCCCUGUCACUCCCCGAACACACUCGAAUCACAUUUGACAGUAUGCAGUUAUUAUUACCCAUCAAUAGAUACUAAGCAAGCACAGCCACAGUAGAGCCUUAACAACCAAUGUUGCCUCAUAAAGAGCAUUUAUUUUUCUUUGAUUUAGCUUUUUUUGGAGGUAUUUGCCAAAGCACCUGGCGAGCUGAGUGAGAAUCUGAGCGACGCUCCGCGGGUCUUUGUUAUUAACUGUACGUGUCAUUGCAUUUCUGUUCCAGCUGUUGUUUUUGUUGCCUUCAUGAAACGGGGCUGAAUCACAACUCAAAAGCACAUUUUUUUGCUGUUGACUCAAUCUCAAUAAAAAAAAAAAAUCCAAAAAUUUAGUAUUUGGAUUCAAACAAAACCUGUGAUAAUUAACUCCUCAUUAAGCAUAAAAAUCUGGAUCAUCACUUUUUU
Molecule: messenger RNA, 2273 nt
Organism: Thalassophryne amazonica
Lineage: Eukaryota; Metazoa; Chordata; Actinopteri; Batrachoidiformes; Batrachoididae
Gene: nab1b
Product: NGFI-A binding protein 1b (EGR1 binding protein 1)
Exons: 8
Coding region: 326-1834 (502 amino acids)
Biological process (GO): negative regulation of DNA-templated transcription
Cellular component (GO): nucleus
Molecular function (GO): transcription coregulator activity; transcription factor binding
Source: RefSeq, a predicted model, not a curated record